GAGCGUGUUGGUGCUUUGCGGAAGCUGUGCUGUGGCGUGUGCUGAACGGAGCAGGAUGGCGGCCAGCGGUUGUGUGGAUGAGGAGCGAUUUGACGCUAUGUUGCUGGCUAUGGCUCAGCAGCAUGAGGGCGGCGUACAGGAGCUUAUAAACACAUUCUUCGGUUUCCUAAGGAGAAAAACUGACUUCUUUGUGGGAGGUGAAAGUGGAGCAGCUGAAAAGCUAGUCAAUGAUGCUUUCAAGCACCACCUUAAGCUAGUCCAAGCAGCCAGGGAACAGAAGGAGUCUGAGGAGCGAGAAAGAAAUGCUGCAAAACAGGAGCAAACUGCCAAGCAUAAGCCUAUGGAGGCUGGGGAACCACGGAUCACAGAGCUAACAGAUGAGGAAGCAGAUAAACUUCAAAAGGAAAUUGAUAAGAAUAAAGCUAAGGAACUAGAGCAAGAUAAGCCAGCUGUUGACACAGAAAAAAAGUCUGUGGCUCAGAAGGGUAGUGAUGGGGAGGAGGAAGAGGAAGAUGAGAAGGACAAAGGAAAGCUCAAACCAAAUUCAGGAAAUGGAGCAGAUCUUCCUCAUUACCGCUGGACCCAAACCCUGUCAGAAGUGGAUCUGGUUAUUCCAUUUCCGGUGUCUUUCCGUCUGAAGAGUAAGGACGUGGUAGUGGACAUUCGGCGAAAAAAACUCAGUAUUGGGUUGAAGGGCCAGAAGCCUGUGUUGGAUGGAGAACUUUAUAAUGACAUCAAGGUGGAAGAAUGCUCAUGGCUGAUAGAGGAUGGAAAAGUGGUUACAGUUCAUUUGGAAAAGAUCAACACAAUGGAAUGGUGGAACCGUGUAAUCCAAACAGAACAAGAAAUUAAUACAAAGAAAAUUAAUCCUGAGAACUCUAAGCUAUCGGAUUUAGAUGGAGAGACACGGAGUAUGGUAGAAAAAAUGAUGUAUGAUCAAAGACAGAAAUCAAUGGGCCUUCCAACUUCAGAUGAACAGAAGAAGCAGGACAUUUUGAAAAAGUUCAUGGAACAACACCCAGAAAUGGACUUCUCUAAAGCCAAAUUCAGUUGAUCCUCACCAUCAGUGAUGAUUUCUUGAAAGGCACUGUCAGUGCUGCAGAACGCCCAAGGACAGUUGUACUCUGUGGUUAAAGCGAAACUCCAUUUUUGUUGUAAAAUACAGUCCCUGUUGGUCAGCUAUAUACAAG
Molecule: messenger RNA, 1190 nt
Organism: Nanorana parkeri
Lineage: Eukaryota; Metazoa; Chordata; Amphibia; Anura; Dicroglossidae
Gene: NUDC
Product: nuclear distribution C, dynein complex regulator
Exons: 9
Coding region: 56-1054 (332 amino acids)
Biological process (GO): protein folding
Cellular component (GO): cytoplasm
Source: RefSeq, a predicted model, not a curated record